CAGCAAUGCGGAGGAGACUGACUUGUAAAGCAGACAGUGGGAGGCUGACUCUAGCAGCUGUAGCACUACAGGAUCAUAUCACACGCACCGUUCCUGUAUGCUUUUCAAAAGCUUCACAUCAGGCUGCCUGUGGGGCUGCACAUGGUUUUAGGAGUCCCAAAAACCAAAGCACAAGACAGAGAGCCAGAGAUGCUGAGCGGACACGGGGACAAGAAGAGAAAGAGUAUGUGCUGGAUCGUGCCCCCGCACCCCUGACUCUUGCUCAGAGGAUGGGUCUGGUGGCCGCACCCUCGAGAAGACUCACAGCAGAUGAGUGGGCAGAGGUUAAAGCAAGAUCUAUCCAGGAGGCAGACUCAAGCCAGCCUUGUGCCAUAUAGGAGGAGUUUCAUCUGCAACUACAGGUUCUACUGUCCUGCUCCCAUGUAUUUCACCAUGUUUGUCUGAAGUCUUUUGAAAACUUCGCAGGCAGGAAGAGCUGCCCCAUGUGCAGGAAGGAGCAGUAUGAGACACGAGUGAUAUACGAUGGUGCUCAGCUUUAUAGGGAGAAGUGUGCUCUCAGAAUACAAGCUUUUUGGCGAGGCUACCUCGUUCGCAAAAGGUACCAAAACCUGAGGAAACACCUGCCCCCGAAAGACCAUCGUUUAAGAAGACAAUUCUUUGAAAAAAAGUUUCAGGAGAUGAACGACAGCUUGGUGCGGUCAUGCACCACAGACGUGGAAGCCUUUCUGAAAGAUAUCGAUCGCUCUGUGGCCAUGAGUCAUGAUCUCCUGGGCCGCUUCGACAAGUCUGUGUGUGUUUCUGAAAUGGAGGACAAGGACUGGCUGGAAGCUCAAGAGAAGGCUGUCCAGCGAGGUGUUCAGGACUGCCCCAUUUGCCUCAGCCAUCUGAAUUCACAGUAUGGGAUGUCUAAAGGCGGCAGAAAUGUUUUAUUAUUGUCUUGCUCUCAUCUCUUUCAUGAACCCUGUCUGGAGGCGUUCGAGAUUUUCUCCCAGGAGGUGAAACCCACAUGCCCACUCUGCCGGUCACACUAUGCCAAAAUGCUUGUUUAGAAUUAAAGCUUGGUUUAUUUUUGAGAUGGACCUGAUGUGUAGUGGGAUAU
This is a messenger RNA of Triplophysa dalaica, 1099 nucleotides long. RefSeq names its product ring finger protein 32 (gene rnf32). NCBI's taxonomy places the organism in Eukaryota, Metazoa, Chordata, Actinopteri, Cypriniformes, Nemacheilidae. Gene Ontology annotation, molecular function: protein binding. The record is from RefSeq and is a predicted model, not a curated record.